AUGCUAGAAACCCCGUGGCUUUCUCUCAAAGACCACCUCCCCAGUCACGACCAAUCGCUUCCCCUACUCGCCGAGAACACCGAGCUGCUAGCCUUGAAGGUCACAAGCGCCGUAUCACCGUUAUCACUCGCGGCGUCUCGACCCUCACCGCACCGGCAGCACCGCACACUCGGGUUCAACCCACCAGCCACCACCCAAGACAAGUUCGACAAAGUAAAUAUCCUCCCGCUGAAACUUUCGUUGCCUCAUAUCACCUGUCGACCUUGCGUAUCACAGACCUCUAAAAAGGCGACGGGUCCCUCCCUUGUUGACCUAGUCAACGGUGCUAAGAAGAAGAAGGGAAAACAGGAGGCAGGGGACCACUGUAACCCCUAUUACAAACACCAUACAAAACACAAACGACAAGUCCCCCAUCUCACAAUGUCUCUCCCCCACAAACUCAAACGGGAGGCAAUGGGCUGUCCAACUACCGAAAUGCCCCUCCCGCUGAUGCCGCUCGUCUUCCUCGCCCACUUCGCGCAGACCGUGACCGACGUUCUCACAACUGAGGCCCGGCGCACGACGACAAACCUCUCCAAGAACAUCGACGCCCUCCGCCUGCAGGUUCGCGGCCCAGAGCACUCCUUCGCACCCUUCCCCCGCCUGCCCCCGGAACUACGCCUCAAGAUCUGGAACCACGCCUUGCCGCCGCGGACGCUGCUUGCCUCGCACGCCCCGAACCCGUCCUUGUUGUCGGUGAACCGCGAAGCAAGGCACGAGGCGCUGCGGCGGUACACUCUCGUCCGGCUCAAUACGUGGGGCGACCGGCGGAUCUAUAUCGACUUUCAGAGGGAUAGCAUUGCCAUCGUCGAAGGGAAAGGUGGCGGUGGGUUCCCCGUGCGUGGGGCGCGGCAUGUCAUCGUCGUCUGCGAGGAGCCAUUCCAGAACCCUGGGUCGUAUCUGAAGUGCCGGUACCGUGCCGGUUUAGACUCUUUGACGUUGGUCAUCGGGGCAAGUCCGUCGUGCCCUACGCCGCUCCCUAUCAUCCGGGAGCUACAAACACCAGAGGAUGUGCAGCGGAGCCUGGGCUAUUCCAAAGAGGAGUCCGAGAGGAUAGGGAUGGAGGUUAGAGAUCUGGCUCAGGGGUGGGGGAAUACCCAAGUCCACGUGGGAGAGUUUGUUUGA
Molecule: messenger RNA, 1164 nt
Organism: Colletotrichum destructivum
Lineage: Eukaryota; Fungi; Ascomycota; Sordariomycetes; Glomerellales; Glomerellaceae
Product: Putative 2EXR domain-containing protein
Exons: 1
Coding region: 1-1164 (387 amino acids)
Source: RefSeq, a predicted model, not a curated record